AUGAAGCCAAGUAGUCCCUCUGAGGCACAUCCUGAGACGAUGGAUUUUCUUUCGACCACUUGGUGCAACUUUGCCGUUCAAGCUCUCCAACCAGACUUGCAAAACCAGUCAAUCGUUCUCCUGGAUAAUCCAAUCAAGAAACUCGAUUGCGACAUCAGGAAACCUUCUUUCUCGAAGAUGGACAAAAGCGUCAAAAUGGAUGAUGCCAGCUUCAAGUCUCUGCCUCCAUGGAAAUCCAAUGAUGUGAAGUCUUGGAUAUGGAUGCAACAAGCAAUGCAUCCUGAACUGAACUAUAACAGUUGUUUCCGCAAGAAAUGGUUGCCAUGGAAAAAUAUAGUGCCCUUUAAGACCAUAUCAAUCAAGAAAUGGUUGAAAGAGAUAAAGCUGAAGCGAAAAGAAGAAGAGAGGCUACAAAAAGCUGAUGUACAUGCAGCUAUAUCAGUAGCAGGUGUAGCUGCUGCUUUAGCUGCAAUUGCUGCUGACAACUCUAAGAAAGAUGAAUCCAGCUCUGCCAAGGAGGCUGCCAUAGCCUCUGCUGCUGCUUUGGUGGCAGCUCAAUGUGCGCAAGUUGCGGAAGCAAUGGGGGCAAAGAGGGAGCAGCUUAGCAGUGUCAUAGGUUCAGCCAUGAGUGGCACGAAUGCAAGUGACAUUGUAACACUCACAGCUGCUGCAACAACUUCAUUGAAAGGAGCUGCUACACUUAAAGCAAGAACUGGAUGCAAGAACAGAUUAAAUGGCAGUGCACCAGUUCUCCCUUUAGAGGACAACAAUGACAUUGAUUUUGACUUUGAGAAGUGUAGGUCAGUACUUGCCAAUGGAACAGAGCUCCAUGUUGAAACACCAGAUGGAAAUUUUAGGGUGAGAUCCGUGUCUAUCAUCCUUAACAGCAAAGCCAAGGUUAUUCUUAAAGUGAGGAAGCUGAAUAUCCUGAAAAGCAAGAAGGAAAGUAUUGUAGUGGACCUGUACGCUGAGUUGUACAAAGAUUCAGAAGCUGAUCGAGAGACUGAUCAUACAUGUUAUCUUAUUGUGUUAACAACCAAUCUGGGGAUAAUCAAGCUAGACAUGGGGGAUGAUUAUCAUCGUUACAAGACAUGGGCAACAACCAUUAAUCAUCUGCUCAUGCUCUCUACUUCUUAUGCAAAAUAUGAGCUUCAGUUCUAUGAACAUUGA
This is a messenger RNA of Dovyalis caffra, 1170 nucleotides long. NCBI's taxonomy places the organism in Eukaryota, Viridiplantae, Streptophyta, Magnoliopsida, Malpighiales, Salicaceae. The record is from the annotation of a GenBank genome assembly.